Molecule: messenger RNA, 4447 nt
Organism: Selaginella moellendorffii
Lineage: Eukaryota; Viridiplantae; Streptophyta; Lycopodiopsida; Selaginellales; Selaginellaceae
Product: probable cation-transporting ATPase 13A4
Exons: 25
Coding region: 239-3991 (1250 amino acids)
Cellular component (GO): membrane
Molecular function (GO): P-type transmembrane transporter activity; ATP hydrolysis activity; ATP binding
Source: RefSeq, a predicted model, not a curated record
UCUUGCCUGGCAUGAUUGAAGCUUGCACUUUCAGUGGAUUGAUAGCACCUGCAUUGUGCCGUGAACAUAAAGUCGCAAAGUUUUUAAGUGGAGGGGACCAAAAAACCUGGAUGAAAGAGGGAUAUGCGCUUCCAUAUCCUGCGAUCUUCACAGGAGUGGCUGCUGGUCUUUGCUCCAAGUUUGCUUGCACCAAUCCAAGAUCUGAGGAAGAACAGGUGGUUUUUUCGGCGCUCGUCUCAUGGGAAAGUAUCCGACAGGUCCUACGAGCUGUGUUGAUGAUCCAUCCUGCAGUGUUCUCAUCACCAGCGUCACUCAGACAGGCCCUUUGAUCGUCUACGCGUUUUGGGCUUUCGUUAUCAGCUGCUGCUCGGCAUUUCAGCUCUGGAAGUUCUUGAAGCUGCGAAGGAAUCAGGUGCAACCUUUAGUCCUCCAGAGGAACGGGAAAGGCGAGAAUUUUUCCUCAUCUGAUAGAAAACCGGGAGAAGAUCAUGUGGUGAAUGUGGAAGAGGAGAAGGAGCUCCGAAUCACUGGCUACACUUGGUCUUAUUUUGGAGAGUUCUGCUACUUUCUCUGCUGCCUGACAUCGCUUCACUGGAUCCUGCUCCACUCGCUCUUACUUUUCGAUGCAUACAAUAAGUGUCAAGUCGGUGGUGUUGAUAACUUGUGCUUUUAUGGGAAUUAUUCGGUGUUCGGGAGUUAUGACUUCAAUGGAAAGAUCUUUUUCGUGGUCUGGUGGCUCUCGGCCAUUUGGUUUACAGCUUGGGUAAUAUUCAAAGGCCGAGUAAGAUUUUGGUUUCGAAUUCCUUGCGGUCUUGAGUCUGCCGGAGUCGUCUUUAUCUGGACCAGAGAAAGCGAGCAGAUUUUGUCGACAAACGACUUGCCGCUCGUGCACUACGUCCGUUACUUUCGAAAUUUCCUAUCAACUUUUGAAGAGUUACAUGGUCAUUCCGAGAUUGUCAAAAUACUCACUACAAAGGCCGGGCAGCGGCAUUUUUUCUUUCAAGGCCACAGGUUCUUGAUCAAAGGCGAAACUGUGACAGACGUGCACUUCAAAGUUGGGGAGAGAUACUCAGAUUUCCUCAAGGAAGCCGAAGGUCUUACUGAAGGGGAAGCUGAAAAGCGUUUAGAAGAACUUGGUCCAAACGAAAUCCCGUUUAAACCAGAGUCCCUCUUCUAUUCUAUAUUCGAUGAAACGUUCACGCUCUUUAAAGUGUAUCAGCUCAUUUCCUACAUUUUGCAGUUCUGGAGUAGCUACUUAUUCGUUGCAUCGCUCAUGAUGUUUAUUGUGGCACUGAGCGCUGCGAUAACCAUUUACAAUCGACGUCGAGGCCAGUUCAUGAUAGCCAAGAUCACUGAGUAUGAUACGCAAGUUGAAACUCUGAGAAGCGGUCAAUGGAUAAACCUUGCUUCGCGAAACUUGGUACCCGGGGAUGUUAUCAAGCUCAAAAGCGGCUGGGUGCUUCCAUGCGAUCUACUGAUCAUCAAAGGCUCCUGUGUUUGUGACGAGAGUGCUUUGACUGGUGAGCCCAUGCCAGUGCAAAAAUACGCUGCUCCCAACACCGACGUGCAGUAUAAGGCCGAUGGCCUUGGCUCGCGGCAUACUUUGUUCUCUGGAACUACUCUACUUCAAGCAGGACAGGGCCAUGAUGAUGCUCUCGCAAUUGUCACGGAGACAGGUAUGUCAACCUCCAAAGGCGAACUGGUCGCGACGAUUUUGUACCCUCAAAAGCUCAUCUUCAAGUACGAUGAGGAGCUCCAAAUCGUUGCCUGUCUUCUUUUUAUCUACGCUAUCGUAUGCUUUGGUGUGUCCAUAAAGUUUCAGAACAUGAACGGACAGCAGAGUAUUUGGGUGACAAAGUGGAUCUACUGUAUGUUCAUCAUAAAUCAGAUAAUGUCGCCACUAUUGCCGGUCGCUCUUGAAGUUGGACAAAUUCACGCUCUGGAGAGUUUAAAGAAGCGUGGGGUGUUUUGCCUCAAUCCAAAGCGCAUAGCUAUCGCUGGGAAGAUACGAGUUUUCUGUUUUGACAAAACUGGGACAUUGACAAAAGAGGGACUCGAUUUUGUUGGAGUUCAGAGUGUCGUCACUAACUCCUUUGGACCAGUUUUAUCACUUGAAGGGGGUCAAAGAAUUGAUGAUAUUGUUUUGCAUGGACUUGCCACAUGUCAUGCUGUUACAAAGUUCGGAAAGGACUUGGUUGGAAACCAGGUUGAGGUGAAAAUGUUCUCAGCUGUGGGAUGGAAUUUGAUAGAGUCCGCAAACAGUCCCCCAGUCGUUUCAGAUGGUUCCGGAUCACGGACCUUUAGAAUCGUGAGACGAAACGAGUUUGAUCAAUCGAGAGCAACAAUGAGUGUUGUUGUGGAGGACAACUCUGGAAACUUUCACAUCUACUGCAAGGGUUCUUUCGAAAAGAUUAAGGAGCUGAGCAACGCUCAAAGCCUUCCAGCGGACUACGAGGACAGAGCACGGCUUCAAGCCCUGCAAGGUUGUUAUGUUCUUGGUUUAAGCUACAGAUAUCUUGGCCGAGAACUGGGAUUUGAAGACAUGUUAGCACUACCAAGGAAUGAGUUGGAAAAGGACCUGAAUUUUAUAUCUCUGGUCUUGUUUAGGAACGAGCUCAAGCCGGAUAGCUCUGCAGCUAUUCAAUCUCUCAAAGCUGGAAAGGUUCGUCCCGUGAUGGUUACCGGUGAUAAUGCUCAAUGCGGCCACUAUAUUGCUAAACAAUCUGGUAUGUUCUCAUCUGACUGUAAGAUACUACUGGGUGAUAUAACGAACGACAACAGCGUGGUAUGGUCUUCAUUGAGUAGUGAAGUGACAACGGGUAUAAGCCGCAUGACCACCGAAGAACUUCUUCAAAGUAGAGCGAGCUCACUUGAGGAUGGGACCUUGGAACUUGCGGUUACGGGUAAAGCUUUUAAUCGCUUACAAGAAUCCAAGAGAAUGGACGACUUACUUCUUUACACACGAAUCUUCGCAAGAUUCACUCCUUCCGAUAAGGAGAAAGUGGUAACUAUGCAUAGAAACCAUGGCCUAAUCGUGGGAAUGUGUGGUGACGGUGGAAACGAUUGUGGAGCGUUAAGGGCCGCACACGCCGGCAUCGCUUUAAGUGCUGCAGAAGCAUCGGUGGUGUCUCCAUUUACUGCCCGAAACAAAUCGGUCCAAGCUGUGGUAGAUUUACUACGUGAAGCGCGAGGUGCUCUCCAUACGUCAUUCGCAUGCUACAAGUUUCUAAUUAUUUAUGGCCUCCAGUUCUCAAUAUUCAAGCUUUGUUGUUAUUGGUUUGGGAUUAUAGCCUGCCAAAUGGACUACAUAUUUAUUGAUGGCGUAGCUGUGCUCAGCCUUGGUUAUGCCAUGUCUCGGUGCAACGCUGAAAAAAUACUCAACAAGGUGAGGCCUACUUCCAGUUUGCUUGGACCUUUAAACGUAGCAUCGGUGCUGGGGCUAUGGGGAAGCAACGUUGUGUUCCUGGUGGCUGCAAUUUGUUUCAUGGCAAGCCAGAAGGAUUACGUGAGAUGGCCGGCACAAUACUCUCGUGGUGCAAGCUGGUGGACGCUGGGUGACAACUGGGAGUCCACAGUGUUGUUCUUCACAAUGUAUUUCCAGUUCAUCACGUCCGCAUUCGUUUUCUCGUUUGGCUCCAAGUUUCGAAAGACCGUAUUCAAAAACUUCUCUUUGAUGGUUUCGUACUGGUCAUUGAUCGCUGUGUGCUCUUGUCUAUUGCUUCUUCCUCACAACAAGUUCACGGAAGUAUGGCACGUUGCAAGCGAGCAAUUCAACCGUGCAAACCCCGCCUCUCCAGUUUGGGCGUCUUACCAGAAAAAUGGUGGACAGCCUUCGCCGGCCAUGAGCUUUGAUUUCCGUUUCAAGCUAUGGUGGAUCAUUCUCGCGAGUCUCGCCAUCAAUAUAGCUUGGCAAAAGGUCGUAGUGGAAGGCCCACUGGCACGGAUUUUAGCUGCGAAGUAUCCCUCAAAGCGGCCAAAGCUACACAUAUAGAGUAUAUUCUUAGAAUCGCCAAGAAUGUACGGUACCAGAAAUUUAUAAAUCUCAAGGGCAAGCGCCAUCCUGAUUUUAAGAUUUAGGGCUUUGUGGAAUGGCGCGGGCGAUGGCGAUUUCGGCUCUACCGGCUGCGCGUCUCUCGAGAGUAGGCCUCUGGAUUCCUCCCACAUUUUUCUUUUCUUUCUGCGAAUGGGAUUGGAUUUAGCCAGGCUUGCUCCGCUUCUGACAAAGACAAGCUCCAAAUUCCCGCUGCUGCUAGUGUCCCCGAGCUCAAGACGACGAUCUUACGCUCCGUGUCUAACACAAAUCGUGGUAAGGAUGCAACGAGUGAGCAAAAGCAAAAGAUUUUGUCACUGGUGGAGGAACUAGAGCGUAUGAAUCCCACUAAAAACCCAGUAAACUCUGAUCUUUUGUCUGGAACUUGGGCUUUACUUUACACGGCUCCACUGAAUG